AUGAGUGAGAAACAACGUGAAUUAAUUGCUAGAACACAUGAAAAAUUUGGUACAUGUUUAACUGCUGAACGAUUAAAAGAUGAUUUUCAGAAAUUAGGCAUCUUACCUGGCAUGACCUUAUUAGUUCAUUGUUCCUUAUCGAAAAUUGGUUGGAUUUCUGGUGGUUCUGUGACUGUCAUACAAGUAUUAUUGGAUUUAUUAGGUCCUGAUGGAACUCUUAUUAUGCCAUCUCAUACUUCUGAUAAUUCAGAUCCUAAACGUUGGGUUUAUCCAUCAGUACCACCGGAAUGGUUUGAUGUUAUUCGUCAAACGAUGCCAGGUUAUCAAUCUGAUAUAACACCAACAUUUCAUAUGGGCCAAUUAUCUGAAACAUUUCGUCAUUGGCCCGGUGUUUUACGUAGUCAACAUCCAAAAUAUUCAGUGAUUGCUCUUGGUAAAAAAGCAAAAUUAAUCACUAGUAAUCAUUAUGAAUCAUGUGGUGAACAAUCUCCAUUGGCUCGUUUAUAUGAUUGUACUGAUGAUGGUUAUAUUUUAUUAUUAGGAGUGCAACAUAAGAAUAAUUCAUCAAUACAUUUAGCAGAAUAUCGUUAUCAAACCAAUGAUAAUACGGAAAAACGUUUUCUCGAUAGUGCAUCAAUAAUAAAUCCAGAAACAAAUAUGCGUCAAUGGAUAGAAUGGUUUGAUUUUGAUUAUAGUACAAAUGAUUUUAAUGAUGUUGGAUAUGCAUUUGAAUCAAUUGAAGGAAAUGUUAAAAUAGGAAAUGUUGGAUUGGCUGAAAGUAGAUUCAUAAAACAACAUUUAUUAGUCGAUUUUGCUGUUGAUUGGAUGGCUAAAAAUAGACGUAAACAAUAG
This is a messenger RNA of Adineta steineri, 852 nucleotides long. The record is from the annotation of a GenBank genome assembly. NCBI's taxonomy places the organism in Eukaryota, Metazoa, Rotifera, Eurotatoria, Adinetida, Adinetidae.